CCUCAUUUCCCAUGAUCCGCCGCCAUCCUCAAUGUGUUGGGAAGUUCUUUUCGGGAAGUCUCAGCCGCGUUAUUUGUCAACCGGAGGAUACAAGUGAGGGCGCGUGUUUCUGUUCCAUGAUAAUAAGCGCUGCGUUCCCAAGCAAAGGCAGGGAAGGACGCGGGCGGUUUGUCUUCAGUCGAGCCUCUACUUCCUCUGGCUUUUGAGACUUUUACGUUAGCAUGGAUCUGUGGGCUCGGGUAGGCAUGGUGGGCGCUCUGUCUUGUUACGCGCACCGCAAGAAGAACGUCCUGGCCCAAGCUGCAAAGAGCGACGGAGAGAGCGGCAGCGGCCGGCCAGAGCUGAAAUUGGUGCAAGUUCUCUUUCGGCACGGCGCUCGCACGCCCCUCCGGACAAUCCCGGGCAUCGAGCAGGUAGACUGGGAUCCUACUCUUCUGGAGAUCCCCGCUCAAACAAAGUUUCCCUACAUAGUAACUAAUCUCACUGGUGGACCAAGACCAUUUUCUCCUUAUGAAGAAAAUUACAAAAAAACAGUGCUGAAGGGAGGUGUAAUUGCAGGACAGUUGACCAAAGUUGGCAUGCAGCAAAUGUUCACCCUGGGGGAACGGCUGAGAAAACGUUAUAUUGAGGAGUCCAAUUUCCUGUCAUCAUCCUACAAAUCUUCUGAGGUCUUAGUCCGUUCCACUAAUAUUGAUCGGAAUCUGGAAUCCACACGAUGUUUGUUAGCUGGGCUAUAUCGAGAACAAAAAGAAGGAGCUGUUACCAUUGUCACAGAUAAGGCAGAAUCCGAAAUCCUUUAUCCCAAUCCAGGGAAUUGCCAACAACUUAAACUUAUGCAUAGAGAUGGAUGGGCUAGUCUGAAUUUGCACCAAGACCUCUUAGAAGAUCUGAAAAACAUUAAACAAAAGUUGGGCAUUAGUAAUGAGCAAAAAGUAGACUUCAUUGUUCUCCUUGACAACAUUUUUGCAGAACAGGCACAUGACCUACCAAGUUACCCUGUUUUGAAGAAUUCUAUGCAACUAAUUGAGCAGAGAGCUAUUGACUCAUUCUUUUAUAUUACAAAAAACAAUUCAAGGGAGGUUCUUCAGAUGACUGUUGGUCCUCUCCUGAAUGUCAUAGAGGACAACAUUAUGAAGGCAAUAGAGCCUCCCUCUUCUGAUAUUAAGACCAGGAAGCUCAUCCUCUAUGCUGUUCAUGAUGUUACACUUUUCCCGUUGCUGGUGGCGAUGGGGGUCUUCAAUUCAAAGUGGCCUCCAUAUGCAGCAGAUGUGACUCUGGAACUCUAUCAGCAUUCCAAGGAUUGGUUUAUACGACUGAUCUAUAAUGGAGAGGAGCUGAUUCCCAGAGGAUGUAAAGAUGGCUUGUGUCCACUAGAAGAUUUUUUAAAUGCUCUUUCAGUAUAUAGCACAGAGCCACAGGUGUAUAAAAUGAUUUGUUCCCAAACAGAAGAGACAGUUUUACAACACAAUUGAUCAGGAAAGGACAUCUCUUUCUAAAUAUUGUAAAAAUAAUGUAUUAAUCACUGUUAAAAUUUAGUAGCUGAAACAGCAAGAAUAAGCUUGUUAUAAUGGUGAAAAUGAAUCAUGGUUUUACCUUUUGGAAAUGAGCAUUAGUAGUAGAAUGUAAAUUAUUUUAGACAAGGUAUACAUUACUACCUGCAGAUAAUAUUAAUGUCAAAGCAAUUAGCAUAUCGUUCUACAGGUGAAACUCAAAAAAUUAGACUAUCGUGCAAAAGUUCAUUUAUUUCAGUAAUG
Thamnophis sirtalis is the source of this 1754-nucleotide messenger RNA. It is a transcript of the gene ACP6, whose product is annotated as acid phosphatase 6, lysophosphatidic. NCBI's taxonomy places the organism in Eukaryota, Metazoa, Chordata, Lepidosauria, Squamata, Natricidae. Gene Ontology annotation, molecular function: lysophosphatidic acid phosphatase activity. Gene Ontology annotation, biological process: dephosphorylation; lysobisphosphatidic acid metabolic process. Gene Ontology annotation, cellular component: mitochondrion. The record is from RefSeq and is a predicted model, not a curated record.